CGCUUCACUGAGACAGAAACCCUACAGAGCUUCCGUGUGUGUGUGUGUGUGUGAGCAUCUCAGUCUGAGUGCAGCCAUGGCCAAGCUGGUGGAGUGUGUGCCCAACUUCUCGGAGGGACGAGAUAAAGAGGUGAUUAAGGCCAUCGCUGAUGCCAUUUCUGCUACAGAGGGCUGCAGUGUGCUGGACGUGGACCCCGGGGCCUCCACUAACCGCACCGUCUACACCUUCGUAGGCUCUCCACAGGCCGUGGUAGAGGGAGCACUGAAUGCCGCCAGUGCUGCCUUCAGCCUCAUCGACAUGACCAAGCACAAGGGUGAGCACCCUCGGAGCGGCGCUAUGGAUGUUUGUCCCUUCAUCCCAGUGCAGAACACCAGCAUGGAGGAGUGUGUGACCUGCGCUAAUGAGUUUGGGAGGAGAUUAGCAGAGAUGCUGCAUGUUCCAGUGUAUCUGUACGGAGAGGCAGCGAGGACUGAGAGCAGGCGUUCUCUGCCGUCUAUCCGUGCAGGAGAGUAUGAAGCUUUAGCAGAGAAGCUGAAGAAGAGUGAAUGGACUCCAGACUUUGGUCCAUCUACAUUUGUCCCUUCGUGGGGCGCCACAGUCACCGGCGCUCGAAAAUUCCUCAUCGCUUACAACGUCAACCUGCUGAGCACCAAGGAACAAGCUCACCGCAUCUCUCUGGACAUCCGAGAGCAGGGCAGGGGCAAAGGACAGCCAGGGCUGCUGAAGAAGGUGCAGGGGAUGGGCUGGUACCUGGAUGAGGAGAACCUGGCUCAGGUGUCCACCAACAUCCUGGACUUUGAGGUCACGCCGCUCCACACCGUCUAUGAGGAAAUCUGCAGAGAUGCAAGAGAGUUGAACCUGUCGGUGGUCGGCUCUCAGAUUGUCGGACUGAUUCCUCUAAAAGCGGUUCUGGACUGCGCAGAAUUUUACAUCCAGAAAGGGAAACUUUUCAUCUUAGAAGAGGAGCACAGAGUGCGGCUGGUGAUUAGUAAACUGGGUUUGGACUCUCUGGGGCCGUUUGUUCCUAAAGAGAGAAUCAUAGAGUACAUGGUGGAAGCCAAUCAGAUUGAGAGACAGUUGGCGUCUCUUUCUCUGCGCCAGUUUGUCCAAAGUGUCGGCGCUCGAACCCCGGCGCCUGGAGGGGGCUCCGUUUCUGCUGCCAUUGCUGCCAUGGGUGCAGCUCUGGGCUGUAUGGUGGGACAGAUGACGUACGGUAAGAAGCAGUUUGAGGCAUUGGAUAGUGUGAUGAGGAAACUCAUCCCUCCUUUCCAUCAGGCCAUGAACGAGCUGCUGCUAACCGUUGACGCUGAUUCAACUGCCUUCAACAGCUACAUGGCUGCGUUGAAAAUGCCCAAGAGCACAGCGGAGGAAACUGAGAGGAGACAGAAGGCCAUGCAGGAGGGACUGAAGAAGGCUGUCAGUGUUCCCAUGUCUCUGGCUGAGAGAGUGACACUGCUGUGGCCAACGCUGAAGGAGCUGGUGAUACAUGGCAACCUGGCCUGCAAGUCAGAUGUCCAGGUAGCAGCUAAAGCUCUGGAGACAGCCGUGUUUGGUGCUUACUACAAUGUCAUCAUCAACCUCAAAGACAUCACUGAUGAGACGUUCAGGAGUGCCAUGGAGGAGAGAGCAUCUGCACUGCUAAAGCAGGCCAGAGAGAGUGCUAAUGAAGUGCUGGAUGCUGCAAAUAAACGCCAAUAACACACACACACACACACACACACACACACACACACACACGCACAUACACGCACAUGGUUGAUACACACUACAGCAGGUGAACAUACACAUACACACACACAUACACACACACACACACACAUACACACACACGCACAUGGUCGAUACACACUACAGCAGGUGAACAUACACACAUACACACAAACAUACACACACACACACAAACAUACACACACACACACACACACACACACGGUAGAUACACACUACAGCAGAUGAACAGUGUGAGUAAUUCUCUAACAGACACACAGUAUUGUUCCACUUCAUGAACAUUAAUGCUUUGUGUUGAGCUUAAAAACAUUCAGCCUGCAAACACACACUGAGUCUGACCUGGUGUAAUAACCAACACACUGAGUCUGACCUGGUGUAAUAACCAACACACUGAGUCUGACCUGGUGUAAUAACCAACACACUGAGUCUGACCUGGUGUAAUAACCAACACACUGAGUCUGACCUGGUGUAAUAACCAACACACUGAGUCUGACCUGGUGUAAUAACCAACACACUGAGUCUGACCUGGUGUAAUAACCAACACACUGAGUCUGACCUGGUGUAAUAACCAACACACUGAGUCUGACCUGGUGUAAUAACCAACACACUGAGUCUGACCUGGUGUAAUAACCAACACACUGAGUCUGACCUGGUGUAAUAACCAACACACUGAGUCUGACCUGGUGUAAUAACCAACACACUGAGUCUGACCUGGUGUAAUAACCAACACACUGAGUCUGACCUGGUGUAAUAACCAACACACUGAGUCUGACCUGGUGUAAUAACCAACACACUGAGUCUGACCUGGUGUAAUAACCAACACACUGAGUCUGACCUGGUGUAAUAACCAACACACUGAGUCUGACCUGGUGUAAUAACCAACACACUGAGUCUGACCUGGUGUAAUAACCAACACACUGAGUCUGACCUGGUGUAAUAACCAACACGCUGAGUCUAAUCUACUGUUAAAAUAACCACUGAGUCUGAUCUAGUGUUAUAAUAAACACUGAGUCUGAUCUAGUGUUAUAAUAAAUACUGAGUCUGAUCUAGUGUUAUAAUAAAUACUGAGUCUAAUCUAUUAUUAUAAACACACUGAGUCUGAUCUAGUGUUAAAAUAAACAGUGAGUCUAAUCUAGUGUUAUAAUAAACACAGUCUGAUCUAGUGUUAUAAUAAACACUGAGUCUGAUCUAUUGUUAUAAUAAAAACUGAGUCUGAUCUAAUGUUAUUAUAAACACA
Messenger RNA from Tachysurus vachellii, 2966 nucleotides. It is a transcript of the gene ftcd, whose product is annotated as formimidoyltransferase cyclodeaminase. The transcript is spliced from 14 exons. The coding region runs from base 77 to 1699 and encodes 540 amino acids. Gene Ontology annotation, molecular function: transferase activity; folic acid binding. The record is from RefSeq and is a predicted model, not a curated record. NCBI's taxonomy places the organism in Eukaryota, Metazoa, Chordata, Actinopteri, Siluriformes, Bagridae.